GCCCCGCACUUCCGCUCCACGCCCCCGCUGGUCCUACCUCCUGCAGUAGGGUAGCGUGUUGGGGAUGGCGGAGGCUGGGGACCGCGGUGGGCAGCAGGCGGCCUGCGGGCACGACAGCUACUGCUCGCCGUUGGCCUCCCGUUACGCCAGCCCGGAGAUGUGCUUCAUGUUUAGCGACAGGUGCAAGUUCCGGACCUGGCGGCAGCUCUGGCUGUGGCUGGCGGAGGCUGAGCAGGCAUUGGGUUUGCCUAUCACAGAUGAACAAAUCCAGGAGAUGAAAUCAAAUCUGGACAACAUCGACUUCAAGAUGGCAGCUGAGAAAGAGAAACAAUUGCGACAUGAUGUGAUGGCUCAUGUGCAUACGUUUGGCCACUGCUGCCAGAAAGCUGCUGCCAUAAUUCAUCUUGGUGCCACCUCCUGCUAUGUUGGAGACAAUACAGACCUGAUUAUUCUUAGAAAUGCGAUUGACCUGCUCUUGCCAAAGCUUGCUAGAGUGAUCUCUCGGCUUGCUGACUUUGCUAAGGAACGAGCUGAUCUUCCUACCUUAGGUUUCACACAUUUCCAGCCUGCUCAGCUGACCACAGUUGGGAAACGUUGCUGUCUUUGGAUUCAGGAUCUUUGCAUGGAUCUCCAGAACCUAAAGCGUGUCCAAGAUGACCUGCGCUUCCGAGGAGUAAAGGGCACCACUGGCACUCAAGCCAGCUUCCUGCAGCUCUUCGAGGGAGAUGAACAGAAGGUAGAGCAGCUUGACAAGAUGGUAACAGAAAAGGCCGGAUUUAAUAGGGCUUUCAUCAUCACAGGGCAGACUUACACACGAAAAGUAGAUAUUGAGGUGCUGUCUGUGCUGGCUAGCUUGGGGGCAUCCGUGCACAAGAUUUGUACUGACAUACGACUCCUGGCAAACCUCAAGGAGAUGGAGGAACCCUUUGAAAAACAGCAGAUUGGCUCAAGUGCGAUGCCUUACAAGCGGAAUCCUAUGCGCUCAGAGAGGUGCUGCAGUCUUGCCCGGCACCUGAUGACCCUUAUCAUGGACCCACUGCAGACGGCAUCUGUGCAGUGGUUUGAGCGCACACUGGAUGAUAGUGCCAAUCGACGUAUCUGUUUGGCUGAGGCAUUUCUCACUGCAGAUGCCAUAUUGAAUACGUUGCAGAACAUUUCUGAAGGAUUGGUGGUAUACCCUAAAGUAAUUGAGCGGCGCAUUCGGCAAGAGCUACCUUUCAUGGCCACAGAGAACAUCAUCAUGGCCAUGGUGAAAUCUGGGGGUAACCGCCAGGAUUGCCAUGAGAAAAUCAGAGUGCUUUCCCAGGAGGCAGCUGCUGUGGUCAAGGAGGAAGGGGGUGACAAUGACCUCAUAGAGCGAAUCCAGGCUGAUGCCUACUUUAGUCCCAUUCACUCCCAGUUGGACCGUCUACUGGAUCCAUCUUCUUUUACAGGUUGUGCAUCCCGACAGAGACAGAGAGAGAGAGAGGCAGAGACACAGGCAGAGGGAGAAGCAGACAUCAUACAGAGAGCCUGAUGUGGGACUUGAUCCAGGGUCUCCAGGAUCACGUCCUGGGCUGCAGGCGGCGCUAAACCACUGCACCACCGGGGCUGCCCUAGUUACAGGAUUUAAAGUUGGAAGACAAACUGGAGGUAGGAGACCAGCAAGGAAGCUGCUGUAGGCGGCCACGUAGUAGAUGACAAGGGUGUUGAGCCAAGGUGGUGGUAGUUGCAGAUGAGGAGAUUGCAGGGCCAUUUAGAGAGUUAACCCUUGGCAGCUUGUUGAAUGAAGAGGAGGGAAGAAGCAGUGAUGAGUUUAGCUUGGAGAAAGGGUAGACAAUGGGAAGACCAACUAAAAGAACAGACUGGGCUGGUUUGUGUGGAAGCACAUGUGGGCAUGGUGGGUUGAACUGCCAGAUAUCUAGGGACAGAUUUCUGAAAGGCAGUUGAGAAAAAUAGAAGUUCAGUGGUGAAGUAAGAGU
Molecule: messenger RNA, 1961 nt
Organism: Canis lupus familiaris (dog)
Lineage: Eukaryota; Metazoa; Chordata; Mammalia; Carnivora; Canidae
Gene: ADSL
Product: adenylosuccinate lyase
Exons: 13
Coding region: 65-1516 (483 amino acids)
Biological process (GO): 'de novo' AMP biosynthetic process
Cellular component (GO): cytosol
Molecular function (GO): (S)-2-(5-amino-1-(5-phospho-D-ribosyl)imidazole-4-carboxamido) succinate lyase (fumarate-forming) activity; N6-(1,2-dicarboxyethyl)AMP AMP-lyase (fumarate-forming) activity
Source: RefSeq, a predicted model, not a curated record